Penaeus vannamei (Pacific white shrimp) is the source of this 3428-nucleotide messenger RNA. The record is from RefSeq and is a predicted model, not a curated record. Lineage: Eukaryota; Metazoa; Arthropoda; Malacostraca; Decapoda; Penaeidae.
AUCAUGGAAACCGUCAAGCGAGGAGACAUUCACUCAAAACUCGCGGAACAGAGGACCAAGUUCCUCAAGCAGAGUCUCUCGGAGGAAAAGGCGGAAGUGGGGACCAUCCAGAGGCGAGUCGAGAUCGUCCACGACUACUUCUCCACCGAGGCCGAGUGCUGCGUUCCGUCCGGCCUGAGUUAUUGCAACAAGUGCGACUCCGGACCUUCCUGCUGCGUGUACCUCAGUGACGAGGACGACUCGAGCGACCCCACGUCCUCUUCGGUGGACGAUGCCGGUCCCGUGAACAAGCGCGCGAAGAGAGAUGGAGGAGAGCAAGAGGAGAAGGUGGAGUACGAGGAGGAGGAGGAAGAAGUGGAAGAGGAGGAGGACGAGGUGAUCAAUUUCUACUUAUCCGGGGAAGGGAUGGGCGAGGGAUGUGUGGAGGAGUACGUGUUCUAUGUCGACGAUGACGACGAGGAUGACGAGGGCGACGAAAACUAUGAGGAUUUUCGAGAAGGAGAUGAAGGGGAUAUUACGAAGGCGGAGGAGGUCGCUACGAAGAUGAUGAAGAGGGGGAAUACGUCUUAGACGACGAAGAAGGGGAGUAUUUCGUAGACAGCGACGAGGACGAGUGGGAGGAAGAGAUCGAGGAAGAGGAACAGCAGCGGCAGAAGCGGUCCCGGAGAUCAAGGGACCACUUCUUCCCUCGAUACCAAGAGCCGCUCGAAGUCAUCUUAGAGAUCCUGGGCGAAGAAGGGGAAGAGGAAGAGAAUCACAUCGACGCGAAUGAUAAAGAGGAGGACGGCGUGAAUGGCGAUGAGGACCUGAUAACCUUCUCGAGCAGCAGCGACUUCAGCCCCGACAGCCUGGAGGAGGCGUGCGCGCGGAAAGCCAAGGACGACGUGCAGAACUCAGCUGCCGAGGAGGACGUCAGCCACCAGACUUCCGACGACUCUCUGACGCCUCGAAAUACGAGCAUGGAAGACAUUGAGACGAUCGCGUACACAAGGUUACCCGAGCACGAGGAAGAGAAGGAGGAUAGUCAUCGGGAGGAUAGUCAUCAGUCUCUCAUACAGAACUUGAUGGACGAACCUAUCCUCGAGGACUGCCCCCAGAUCAUCCUGCCGCGGCCCAGUCUCAUCAAGGCCCCCGAGGAGACGGACAGGGAGAAACUGCGGGCACUGACCUCGGAGAUUGAAGCGUACCUGAAGGAGACGACGAUGCUGCUAGAGAGUGCCACGACCUACACUUCCGCCACAAAGAGUCGUGAGAGAGGGUCAAAAGAGUCAGCCAACGAAGGAGAGAAAAUAGACCCCCAGAAGUGCUCGGACUCAGUCGCUAAAGAGCCGUCUUCUGUACAUACAACUCUUCCCCUCAGGUCAGAUAAGCCACCAAGACCUUCUGAAAGGAAAAUCGAGGAGCUUGCUAUGUCAAGUCCUCUCUCGACAACUGCACACGGGACUUUAAAUACCACACAUACCAGUCAUCCCUCUAAGAUACAAGCAGCAGAAGACGCGAAACAAACCCGCGUCGCCACAGCUGAAAUCCGCGUAAAUCCCACAGCCUCAGUGGCUCACCAGCUCCCAAAGAUCAAACACGAACCUCCUGCGCCUGGAAACCUCGAGGGGGCUUCCCGGGGUCUGGCCACCUCACAUGAGAGCCAGGUAAGUGAGGGAGAACACACGUCCGCCUUCAGGAGUGCAGCUCUGGACGUCUCCCAUGCGUCUUCGAGGCUCACUGACAGUCCAGAUAUCUACAAGUCUCUCUUGGAAACACACAACCUGGCCGAGACCGAGUAUUAUUCAGCAGUAGAGACAUCGACGGAAGUGGUGGAGGCCUUAGAAUGGGAGGACAAGGAGGCGAAGAGGAAGGAUAAGAAGCAAUCGAGGAUUAUCUACAAGCCCGAGGAGACGACCCAAGGCGACGACAUCUGCUUCACGAGCCCCAGAAAUCGCCGGACGUGGCUCGCGGCCUUUGAGGAACUCGAGGAUAGCUUCGACAGCGCCAUUAAAAGCGGCGAGAAGCGGCCGUCAUCCGACCCCUCCGACGAUGCGGGAACGGCAGACAGCGUCGAGACCCCCAGAGCCACGGACGCGAAGCAGAACCGGCGCCGCUGUGAGUCGCCGCCCCCGACCAUCUCAUGCUUAGAGAAUCUCGAAAAACUAUGCCGGCGGCUAAGUCUAGAGCGAGAGAAAUAUUCGGAGCAAAUGUGCACGAUUGACAGACCCUCUCCAGUUGGAAUGGAGGAUAAUAGUUACGAGUGUAGCGAAGAUAAUGAAACGUUUUCGACGUCAACCUUAUCGGAAACGGAAACUGACAUCAUAGCCGAUAAGCUUUAUACUGUACGAAUGCCAAAGCAGAAAGAGGACAGCGAUAACACGGGAACCAGUAUUCGCAAUUUGGAUAAUAUAAUCAAGGGAGAUUUAAACCAAAACAAGCCGGUAUUUGAUCAUCCACCCGUCGACGGGACGGGAUACGCCUUCAAAGAAAACGGAGGACUCGCUCCUACCAAAGAAAAUGAGAAGACAAAAUCGAGAGGGGAUACUAAGGAAACUUUAAAGUUUCAGUACAUUGAUUCUAAAUUGGAUGAAAUAUUCAGUUCUGUUGAAGAUGAAGUUUCUCACACCACGUAUUCAAAUAUUGUUAACCAAAUGGUGAAAGGACAAGCAAAAAUUCAAAGGCGCAGUCACGACGAUUCACUGUAUGCUAGUGGAAAACAAGUCCAAAAGCAAUUGAAUGAGAUUCUAAACGGAAUGGAUUCCAUGUACGAAUCGUAUCUAAAGAAAAGGAAGUCCCUCGACCUCACGCACGAGGCAAGGACUCUUCCGGAUCUCAAAUUCCCAAAUAAGGAAGAAAACAUUUUCCAAAUAAAAGCCGAGUCUUCCAGCGUCAGCGUCGAGCAGAAAAGGGAAUCCAAGAGCGAGCUGGACGCCUUCAGGGACAUCAUCGACAUAUCCGAAGACCUGAAGAACCUGUGUGUGUUCCACGUCAACAAGCCCGGCUGGGACUCGGCCGCCGGAGACCCCCACAGCAGGAGCCCGACGCCCCGGGAGGGACCUGACGUCGAGCCCUCCUUCCCGGACUUCUACGAGAGCGACGGCGCGACCCCCGAGGCUGAGGCGAAGGGUUUUGUCCCCGACGGCAGGCCACGGGACGCUGCCUCGCCCGCGCACGUCAGAGACCCCUGCAGGAGGUCCUCGAAGGAGUGCGAAGGAGAGGCUGGCGUGGGCUCCUUCCUGGCUACCAUGAAGGAGGAGAACUUGCGCUGCUACAAAGUGACGCUGGAUUACCUGCAGAAGAUCUCGGACUCGCACGAAGACACGGGGGAACGCGGGAACGCAAACAAACACGGAGAUGACGUCAUCACCCUGCCAGCCAAUCAGCGACGUCAGACUGAGGAUAAGGUAAGUUUAGUACUAAGGAGUGUUUAUGUGUUAAGAUUAUAG